Molecule: messenger RNA, 1109 nt
Organism: Ceratina calcarata
Lineage: Eukaryota; Metazoa; Arthropoda; Insecta; Hymenoptera; Apidae
Gene: CytC
Product: mitochondrial cytochrome C
Exons: 4
Coding region: 137-463 (108 amino acids)
Molecular function (GO): heme binding; electron transfer activity
Source: RefSeq, a predicted model, not a curated record
AUAUCUUGGCUGAAUUCAAGUCUGCCUUGAGGAAAUCAGUGGUUAUACAUCGAUCGACGCAUAUCUUCACGCGUAGACAGCAGACGUCUGCGAUAUUCUGAUCACGCGGUUACUAGUCAGACAAAGCUAGGAUAUAAUGGGUGUCCCCGCUGGCGAUCCAGAGAAAGGAAAGAAGAUCUUUGUACAAAAAUGUGCACAAUGUCAUACGAUCGAAGCUGGUGGCAAACACAAAGUGGGUCCCAAUCUGCACGGUAUAGUCGGUAGAAAAACGGGCCAAGCUCCUGGUUACAGUUACACGGAUGCAAACAAAGCGAAAGGCAUCACGUGGAACAAGGAUACGUUGUUCGAAUACCUCGAAAAUCCGAAAAAGUACAUUCCUGGUACGAAAAUGGUGUUCGCCGGUUUGAAGAAGCCGCAAGAACGAGGCGACUUGAUCGCGUACAUUGAACAAGCAUCGAAGUAAGCUUAGACACUCGUCGACGAUGAUAAAACACGCUAGACGUGUUUGGCGGGGACAGAGGGAAAACUAGUACUAUUAUCACUCUUCGGCCCUCGGAGACCCCGCUACAUCACACUCGACUCAUUCAUUAAUUCUCCCCCAUCUGGUACUCAAACGUUCGAGCAACGUCCGAAUAGUGACGAAUUGUUGUUAUUAAUUAUAAGUAGGUGUGUCAUGCAUAUUAUAAUGUACAUUGACAGGAGUCGGUCUGAAAGAUCUUUUGGAUCUGACUCUGCUUCAUCGUAUUAAAGAUAUUCUGGUGCUCUCUUGUAGUGGCUGAGCCAUUACGUGCACUAUUAUUUAUUUAUGAAUACGAACUGUUCAAAACGUUCGAAUACAAACUGUAACGUAAAUGCAUAUGAAAAAUACAGAUUCGAGGACGAAUUUGUAAUCACUUCAUUUCCGGUGUUGUCGACUAACGUGAAGUAUGAGACAAAGUACAAAAAGGCAAUAUAAUGAUACGCCCUGUCAACAAAUUCGAUCAGAUCUUGUUGGUAUCAAACGAAAAGAAAUUGUAUUAAUUACACGAAGGAGGAGAUAGUGUCAAUAGUAAAAAUAUGAGAAUUCUAUUCGAGAAGUGAAUGGAAAUAAAAUAAAUAAUUGAAACGUC